GUUCCUCUUGAGGGCAGCAUUUCUGCUGGCUCCAGGACUUUGCCGCUAUAAAGCUCAGCAAUGGAAAGUAAGAGGAGUCUUAAUGAGGACGAGAUCUUGGGGUGCACCAAAGAAGAAGCAGCUCUCAACCAAACCAUGUUCCCUGCAAUGGAGACCUUCCAGACCAGUGAUCCAAAACCCAAGAAGAGAAAUUGGGUGACCUGCUUACUGUCUCUGAUGGCCAUCUACUUGAGUCUGCUCACCGCGGGAGGAGGGCUACUGGUGAUGCAAGUUCUGAACCUGCAGGAGCGGCUCUGGGUCCUGGAGAUGGACUUCCUCAAUGACACACUGGCCGCCAAGGACAGCCCAUCCUUCCUGCACCAUUUGGCUCACCACUGGCACCCGUCUGGGGGCACACGGAACAGGGGGAGACUGCAAGCCCUGCAGGAGGAGCUCAUGCAGGUCCAUGCUAGCCAGCAGCACCUACAGUGGCAGGUGGACAACUUCACUCAGAGCGCAGAGCUGUUCGGGGCCAAAGGUGAACGAGGCAUUCCAGGUCUUCCAGGUCAAAAGGGAGACCCGGGGGUACCUGGCACCCCUGGACUGCCGGGGCCACCAGCUGAGAAGGGAGCCAAGGGGGCCACAGGACGUGACGGAGCCACAGGUCCCCCAGGACUCCAAGGCCCACCAGGAAUCAAGGGAGAGGCAGGCCUCCAAGGGCCCAUGGGCGAGCCAGGGAAGCCAGGAGCCACGGGCACCCCAGGACCUCAAGGAGAGAAGGGCAGCAAAGGUGAUACGGGUCUCAUUGGCCCAAAAGGAGAAAGUGGAGCUAAAGGAGACAGAGGAGAGAGAGGCCUCCCAGGCGGCAAAGGGGACAUGGGUGUGAAAGGAGAUAUGGGGAUCAUGGGACCCCCUGGAGCCCCGGGGAGUAAAGGUGUUUCUGGGAUUCCAGGUGCACCAGGUGCAGCUGGAUUUCCUGGAAUCAAAGGAAAUCAAGGACAUCCAGGAGUACAGGGUCUACCAGGCCCUCCAGGCGUGGUGGGAUCUCCAGGUCCCAAGGGUGAUCCUGGCAGAGCUGGCUCCCCUGGGCUGACAGGACUACCAGGGGCACCAGGAAGCCCAGGAGCUGCAGGUCUGAAAGGAAGCAAGGGAGACACAGGACUUCAAGGACAGAAAGGAACAAAAGGAGAAUCAGGAGUUCCAGGCUUUACAGGCAUGAAGGGAGAAAAAGGAAGCCCAGGGCUGGCAGGACCCAAGGGUGCACCUGGGCUGGUUGGCCAGAAGGGAGAACCAGGAGUGAAAGGAUCUUCUGGGCAGCAAGGGACAAAGGGAGAAAAGGGUCAAAAAGGUGAGUCCCUACUAACCGUCAGGAUCAUCGGCAGCCGUUCUCAAGGCCGGGCUGAAGUCUACUAUGACGGCAUCUGGGGGACCAUCUGUGACGAUGGCUGGGACAAUUCCGAUGCCACAGUCUUCUGCCGCAUGCUGGGUUACUCUUCAGGGCUGGCUACUACCAACGUGCCAGCUGGCACCGGACAGAUCUGGCUGGAUGAUGUCUCCUGUACAGGCUCAGAGACCAGCCUGUGGCAAUGCAACAAGAGCUCCUGGGGCACGCACAACUGUGGCCACAGUGAGGACGCAGGCGUGGAGUGCCGCUGACCCCCUGCGGCCCUUCACCGCUCUGCCCCAGGUGUUCGCGGCACAGGUGUGUCUGACCUGCGUGGGGGCAGACGCUCUGAGGGAGCGGCAGCGUAGGUUCUGGGCGAGGACCUCAAUAAAGCUCACAGUGUUA
Messenger RNA from Loxodonta africana (African savanna elephant), 1768 nucleotides. It is a transcript of the gene MARCO, whose product is annotated as macrophage receptor with collagenous structure. The coding region runs from base 61 to 1635 and encodes 524 amino acids. NCBI's taxonomy places the organism in Eukaryota, Metazoa, Chordata, Mammalia, Proboscidea, Elephantidae. The record is from RefSeq and is a predicted model, not a curated record. Gene Ontology annotation, molecular function: G protein-coupled receptor binding. Gene Ontology annotation, cellular component: membrane. The transcript is spliced from 17 exons.